AGCAUUAUAGAUUGCAUCUACAAAACUCCUCCAGAGUAAAACGCCUGUAACGCAUGGUGCCCAAAAGCUGUGGUCGGAAUUAGCAGACAGAAACACACAUCCCAAAGAGAAAAUGAGAGACAUGUAAGGAGUUUGUUUGUUAGUAUUGGAUAGACUAGAAAAAGAAACAAAACAAGUCAACAUUCUGACUGCGACCGAGACCACCCAGAAUCAGCCGAGGAGAAAAGGAAUUGUCCGGUGUCCAGUUGAUGACGCCCCGGGUUCAUGCGUUCAGCAGGCGGUAGCCUAUUCGCUGGCCAAGCAAUUAGCUGCCUUAUCGACGCAGGGAUAUGGGGACCACCUCUCUGUACUGAUGGAAAGAGGGGAGGGGGGCUCCUGGGGACCCACAACAAGCAAGAACGAAGCAGGAAUCAUAUACUUCAUUGAGUUCGAACCUGACGUAUGUUGAUAUAGCCUACCUUUUCAACUUCACAGAGGUGUUCUUGGAUUGUUUCCUCGCCGCAGGUAUAUGAAGAAGUUGUAAUUUAUUUGAAUUAGAUGAAGCAGUCUAAUGCUAGUCAGCCUGGGAGCGAAGAUAUGUUUGAUAACUCGCAGUAUCCAUAUAACUGCUUUAACUAUGAUGGAGACGGCUACCCAUCCAGCAGCACGGAUGAAGACAAGAAAAUCGGCCGACCGGCUUACAGCUACAUAGCCCUCAUUGCCAUGGCAAUCCAGCAGAGCCCGGACCAGCGAGUCACUCUGUCUGGGAUCUACGAGUUUAUCAUGAGGCGCUUCCCCUUCUACCGGUCCAACCAGCGGGCCUGGCAGAACUCCAUACGGCACAACCUCUCCCUCAACAGCUGCUUCAUCAAGGUUCCAAGAACAGAGGGGAACGAGAAGGGGAAAGGGAACUACUGGAGUUUCGCGGCGGGCUGCGAGUCCAUGCUGGACCUGUUUGAGAACGGAAACUUCCGCCGCCGGCGCCGUCGACGCAACAUGAAGAUGGGCUUCCGGGAUUCGGGCGAGUCGUUUCUCCGCGUUGACAACAACAACAGCAGUGACCGUAUCAGCAACAAUCAGCAUGGACCCUCAGGCCGGCGUUCUGACGCUGACUCAUCCCCUUGCCCUUUGACCCCCAGCCACAGACCCACUCAGCCACAGAUCCAGCUCAACCCAAACCAGGCCCACCAGAAUAACAAACCAGAAUCUGAGAUCAAGUUUAGCAUCGAUUACAUCCUGUCCACUCCGGCCCCUCCUCUUCCUGGGUUCAGACCCCCUCCUCCCGCCCCCAUACAUGCUCUGGAGCCCCAGCACCUCAACCUGCAUUUCUGGACCCUUUGAGGAUGUUCUAGAAGGAAAGGAAAGUUCUAGAACAGACCCUAUUGCUCUGUGUCUAAAAUGGGAAAAUGAAGGACAUCCAAAGACAGUUAAUAGUACAAGAGUUGUAUUGACUACAAAGAGAUGGACUGUGAAGAGGUACAGUACAGUGUUCUUUUCUGGAUCUUUGCUGUGCAUGCAGUGGGCCAGUCCAUCAUGCAUUCAUGUACAGUCACUCACACAACUAACUUGAAAUGUGUACAUUCCAACACUUGUGAUAAUCCACUGUGUCCUGUGCUAGAUUAGCUUUACUGUAUUGGAAAGAAAUCGUGUUUUAUAAAUACUAGGAUCUACACUAAGGAGCUUGGAGGCCAUGUAUUGGAAAGAAAUCGUGUUUUAUAAAAACUAGGAUCUACACUAAGGAGCUUGGAGGCCAUUUAUUAUCAGUCAGACCACUUUUUCUCCAAUAAUGCUUAUCUUUUCUAUUGACCUUUUCAAACCAGUUAGAAGGCCACAGUCCACCCAACCCAGACAGCCCUAUUCUGAUAUCAUUCAUAAAGGUAAGAGUUUAACACUCACAAACUAGGGACCUGUUAACAUUUAUUUCCCUCACAAAGGAUAUCAAUCAUCGGCUGUUUCUCUGCUGUUUGAAGUAGACAUAUUUCAAUUUAACCUUUAUAUUAUGCCGUGACUACAUCAGGACGCCUCUCAACACGCUGUAACAUGAGUGGCAUUUAAUAUAGCAUUACACUUGCAAGGUGAAGCCAAGAUGUGACCCUAUUCAAAUACGCAGGGACCUGCCGCCAUAACAGCACUACCCCCUCAACGUAAUUAUAAUUAAACACACCUUAUGCCUCCUUGUAAAUCUGCUGAUCGAUCGGCAGUGUUAAUGUUGCUACUUGAACUGCCCCCCAGCCUCCUUUUGGCUCAGCGCUGCCUUUAUGGAUCAGCAAGUUUCCAUUAACGGAGCCAGUGACGGCGCCUGGAAUGCCGCCGUUCCAAGUCGCUCUGCCUGGCCGUGGAUAUAUUUGGGUAAAUUAACUUAGCAUAAAAUGCUGGGAGGCUGCAGGGGUCUCUUUAAGACACUGGAAGAAAAGGCAAAAGGCAAGCAUGCAGGUUUAAAAGUCAAUGCACAUACAGUAUUAUUAUGGUGUUGUCAGUGAAUGCUGUCAUUAUGUAGCUGCUGGCUAAAGUAACUUGUACCUGUGAAUGGCCUCUAUUAAAGUACUCAUCCAAAUCCCAAACCUUGAUUUCGCAGUAAUUUUCAUUCAGUUUGAGGCUAAAAUAUUUUUUUCAAGCCAUUGCAGAAAUCAUUUAUGAUACUAGCAAAUAAGGAAGAAUAAAAUACAUGCAUAGUAGUGAUACUUGAUAACUGUACUGUCUGAAUGAGCUAAAACUGGGCUGUUGGUACUUGGUUGUAUCAGUGGCUUUGUGCAGACUGAGCUGGAAGGAAGAGGGAGGAAAUUGGGAAAGCAAUGAUGUGCAACGUUAAUAUAACAACAAAAUCAUAAACACAAACAGGUCAUUUAAUUCUAAGCAUUUAUGCUUCGUAAUUGGAUUUCAUGCAGGUGUGUGACUAUGGCUAUGGAACUCAUUAUGAGCACUUGAAUAGUUGUUUUUGUUUAAUAUAGUGACGGUCUAUGUUUAGUAAUGAGGUAGACUGUGUACAGUAAUGUUCUACUACCUGACUAACAACCAUCAUUUCCAAGAGCUGUGGGCAGUACAUGAGUAUAAAAGAGAUGCUCUACUCAGCCAUCUACCAAGGGCCUACACCCCAAUGCAGAUUACAGGGUAAUGAUAUCGGGAUUAGCUCCAUAUGAAUGGAAAGUGUUCAAAUACCUUGAGGGGGAAAGGCCUCAUACAUAUACACAUCCAGCACCCUCUGACAUUUAGAACCUUGUCUAUCAGUCAGACACUGGGGGGUGAAUUCAACUAGGCUAUCAAUGGAAUAUGCCACCAUUUUAAAUGGGGUUUUAAAUGUGCUUUGAAUGAGAACAUCAAAACAACACGUCAAUCAAUGUCACUGUGGCUCUGUUUACACUGAAGGCCUACAGAGUUGGAGCCUGUGGUCCCUGAGAACUCCAUCCCAAGUGACUGUGGAAGCUUAUAAUAAUGUUAAAUGGCUGGAAGGGUGUAAAAGAAGGAAUAUUAGAAAUCUAAUAGAAGUCAGGGGCUUGUAUACGAAAUGACAGCUUGGUUGGAAAUGUUCUGGUAUUCUGUGCUUUAUUUGAGGGGUUAGAGCACUCUAGAAGAUUCUAAAAGGUUGGCUGGAUGCUCCUGACCAGAACAGUGUGUGCUGUUUGAUGGCUUCAUUAGAGUAGUGGUUGUUGUUGCUGUUUUCCAGCAUUAUGUAAACUAACAUCAAGCCCUUUAUCAGGAGCAUCUAGAUUCUAGAAGGUAAACACUAGGCUGCUUCAAACAGCAGCACACGCACAUACAAACACACACAUGCACACACCCAAAAGAAAAAUACACCAACACGUGUGAGUAAAUGCAUAUUAAACAAGGUUUAAAUGAAGAAAUCCAGUUCUUGGUAAGAGGGGGAGCCAGAUGAAGACAGCCAUCUUGGUGAGGUUGUGGUUCAGCUCUGUGUUGCACAGCAGAGACAUUGCACUCGGUUGAUCUACACAUGCAAUGCAACUACAAUGCACCACAGCUCUGUCCAACAGACACACACUAACAUAUAGACCGUUAUGUAGUACACACAGAUCAAAUCCACACAUAUCAAAUCCACUGACUAUGUGGUCUUGUGUGGUUCAGACCGGUGACUGAACAUGGUGAUUGCUACACCUUGUGAUUCUCAGUAAGACCAGGCCAUUUCUGUAUUUUAGCCACUAGAGGGCUAUCCCAGCUUGGCCUGUGAGGAGAGCUGGUAUUGAAGCCAGGGGAGGGAGAGGGACUGAGGAGGAACAUGUCAUCAUCCCUUGUGUUCAUGGACAGCUCUGAUGGCUGAUACCUCUGCUCUGUGGAA
Messenger RNA from Hypomesus transpacificus, 4267 nucleotides. It is a transcript of the gene foxl3, whose product is annotated as forkhead box L3. Gene Ontology annotation, biological process: regulation of transcription by RNA polymerase II; cell differentiation; anatomical structure morphogenesis. The record is from RefSeq and is a predicted model, not a curated record. Lineage: Eukaryota; Metazoa; Chordata; Actinopteri; Osmeriformes; Osmeridae. The transcript has 3 exons. The coding region runs from base 538 to 1320 and encodes 260 amino acids. Gene Ontology annotation, molecular function: DNA-binding transcription factor activity, RNA polymerase II-specific; RNA polymerase II cis-regulatory region sequence-specific DNA binding.